AUGUCGUCAGUUAUGGUCUCAUCUGGGAUGAACAUAAUUACUCCAUCGACUUCAGCUAUUUUACCAACGAGCCCAAUUAUUUCAAAUAGCGACUCUUACACAACCUUAUCCACGUUUUCAUCUAGCACAACCAGUUCCACGGAAUCUACGGUGGCACCAACGAGUUUAAUUUCAGAUGUCUCUACAAUAGGUUCUACAUCAAGAUCUGAUAUGGUUUCAUCCGACAAAGGUAGUGUUUCUUUAUCUACAUCACAGCCAACAAGCACUAGUACAAGUUCAAGUUUAUCUAGUUCGGGUGUUAGUUCUCAAUCAGAUUUAGCCACUGUCUCAUCUGGCAUAAGCAGUCUCUUUUCAUCUGUAUUGGAAUCGACAACUUCAAGUCCAAGUUCAGUGCAAAGUUCAAUUGCUUCAAAUAUUGAUUCCCAAUUGUCUUCGGCCACCAUCUCAUCUGGCAUGAGUGGUUUUAUACCUUCUUCUAUGCUUUCACUAACUUCAAGCUCCGGAAUUCAAUCAACAUCCACUAAUUCAAGGACCUCCGGUAUUUCAUAUACUUCAGAUCCAGAACUUCCAACAUCUACUAUUUCAGAAAUUGAAUCUCAAUCAAGUUUUAUCACUGUCUCAUCAACUGUGAGUAGCUCCAACCCUUCUACCUCCUCUCCAUUGCCUACAAUUUCAACUACUUCAGAUAUUGCCCCCCAAUCCAGCGCUUCGACAAUUUCGGGAAUAAGUUCAAUCUCAACUUCAGUUGUAUUCUCCUCUGUAUCUUCACCAGAAUCGACAUAUUUUAGUUCAUGUGCCUCAGAUAUACUCUCCACAUCAAGCUCUACCAUAGUUUCCUCCAGAAAGAAUAGCCAACCUCCAUCGACUUUGGAACCCACAUCUCCUACAGCCUCAUCUGAUGUCAUAACUUCUAUUUCAUCUGCUUCUAACCCAAUGCCCUCAAUUUCAACUAGUUCAAACAUUGGUUCUCAAUCUAGUUUAUCCACGGUUUCAUCUAGUCUGACCUGUCCUUCUGUAUCAAUGGUCUCCUCUGGUGUGAUUAGUUCUAUUCUUUCUACCUCAAAUCCAACUUCUACAGUUGAUACCAAGUCAAUUUCUGAUAGUAUCUCAUCUAGUGCAUGUAGCACUAUCUUCUCUACACCAGAAUCGAUAAGCUUAAGCUCAGGUUCUUCUGUGAUUGUUUCGGGCUCGACAUCUUUUAUUUCAACUCGUACUAUUCCAUGUUCAUCAAAAACAUUAGUUGCAAGCUCAAGUGUCCCAGGAAGCGAUUCAGUUUCGACAUGUGUGCCAACUUUACCUAUAACAUCAUCUGGUAUGAGUUCCGUUUCUGCAUCAAAGACAAUUGCUUCUAAUUCAAGUCCAUUAAUAACAGAUCCCUCUUUGUCGACAAUAUUUUCACAUUCAUGUGUCGGAACGUUAACUUCUGCUUCCGAAUUAGUGCCAGAUACUAGUACAAUAAGGAUUGUGACUGUGACUAAAUAUAAUUCUUUAACGAUUCAUCGCACUAGGUUCGUAACAUAUGCAUGGACCGGUUAUACCAAUCUAACUUCUUUUAUAACGGUUAGGACUCUGUAUGGGACGUUAUAA
This is a messenger RNA of Naumovozyma castellii, 1587 nucleotides long. RefSeq lists its product as uncharacterized. The record is from RefSeq and is a predicted model, not a curated record. Bases 1 to 1587 code for a protein of 528 amino acids. Lineage: Eukaryota; Fungi; Ascomycota; Saccharomycetes; Saccharomycetales; Saccharomycetaceae. The transcript has a single exon.